UCGCUCGUUGUUAUUCCAUUGUUCCAGAGAGUUUUGUCAGUGUUUCUCAGUUUUCCUUGUCGUUUCUCGUCUGCGUAGUUACAAUUCAGAGCUUACAGUUUUACCUACAUUGCAGCACGCGUCACAUCGUUCAGCUCCUGCGUAAAUAUGAGCGUUGCUAAUGAAAUUGGCAAGUUUUACAUCAAGUCAGCAUCAACCGGCCAAAGCGUUUCCCUCGGAAGCCUAUGGCAGGACAAGACGUGCGUGCUGAUGUUUUUCCGUCGCUUUGCCUGUCCCUUCUGCCGCCUGGAUGCCGUUCGCAUCAGCGAGAUCAAGCCAAAGUUGGACGCGGCAGACGUUAGUCUCAUCGGAAUCGGACACGAAGAAACUGGGCUGAAAGAAUUUCUGGAGAAGGGAUUCUUUAAAGGAGAUCUUUACAUCGAUGGUGAGAGGAACACAUACAAGGCAUUGAACUUCAAACGGUACAACAUUUUGAGCAUUUUCCCAGCCAUCCUUACCAGUGCUUCCAGAGCUAAAGCUGCAGCUGCCAGAGAUGCUGCUGUAGGUGGUGACAUGACCACUGGCGAUGGCCUGCAAACUGGAGGAACACUAAUCGUCGAGAAAGGUGGCUCUAAAGUGCUGCUGAACUACAAACAAGACACCCCCGAUGCCUACGUCGGGAACGACGCCAUACUGAAGGCACUUGGGCUGGACCCGGAAUCUUCGAAAGAUUGACUUUUCCAGUGACCGUUCACUGCUGCGAACAGUAUUUACUGCGUGUGUAUUUAGCAUAUACGUAUUAUAUUCCCACGUAGAUACGACAGGAUGAUUAUGCGUAAGAGUAACGUAUAUUUACACAGUGUACCCUUUAUUAUGUCAUAUUAAACGU
This is a messenger RNA of Ornithodoros turicata, 868 nucleotides long. Its product is annotated as prostamide/prostaglandin F synthase-like. The transcript has 6 exons. NCBI's taxonomy places the organism in Eukaryota, Metazoa, Arthropoda, Arachnida, Ixodida, Argasidae. The coding region runs from base 148 to 714 and encodes 188 amino acids. The record is from RefSeq and is a predicted model, not a curated record.